UGCAAAGUAACUCAAGCAGUUUUACAUUAGAGUACAAGUUGGCUCACCAUCAUGGACACAAUGGAUCACCAAUCAUCAUGUGUCCCUCCAGGGUUUCGUUUUCAUCCAACUGAUGAAGAACUUGUUGGAUACUAUCUAAGAAAGAAAGUUGUAUCGCAGAAGAUCGAUCUCGAUGUUAUUAGGGAUGUCGAUCUUUACAGAAUUGAACCUUGGGAUCUCAUAGAGAAAUGUCGGAUCGGACACGAGGAGCAAAAUGAGUGGUAUUUCUUCAGUUACAAGGAUAAAAAGUAUCCAACGGGGACAAGAACGAAUAGGGCAACCGUGGCAGGGUUUUGGAAGGCUACAGGGAGAGACAAAGCUGUAUAUGAAAAACUUAGGCUCAUAGGAAUGAGGAAAACCCUGGUUUUCUACAAAGGAAGGGCACCAAAUGGCCAGAAAACUGACUGGAUCAUGCACGAAUACAGACUUGAAUCCGAAGAAAAUGGCCCUCCUAAGGAAGAAGGAUGGGUGGUUUGUCGAGCAUUCAAGAAACGUGCCACAGGACAAUCAAGAACAACCAAAGGAUGGGAACCCAACUAUUUCUAUGACGAAUCAAGCUGCAUAACAUCAACCAUGGAUAAUUGUAUCACAAAUCAGCCUUCAAAUUUUCUUUUGACACAAAGCUUCAUGUGCAAGCAAGAGCUGGAAGCAGCUGAGAAUUUGAACUUUGGGCAUUGUGAUCAGUUUAUGGAGCUCCCUCAGCUCCAAAUCCCAUCUAUCCUUUCAAUGAAGAGGCCUAUUAGCUUGAUAUCCGAACAUAAUCAAGAAGACGACCAAAACAUUGGAAGAAACACAAACAACAAUGACAAUAAUGAUACGAAUGAAGUGAGGGAUUGGAGGGACCUUGAUAAGUUUGUAGCUUCUCAACUGAGCCAAGAGGAGAAUAUCAGAUGUGUUGGAGAAGGGUUUUCUGCGAGCUUAGAAGGGAACAAUGGUUCCGACUUAAAUUUUUUAUUCUUACAAGGUGAUACCGAAGAUGGUGGUGGUGGGGGCAGUGGAGGAGGAAUUAGAAGAAAGUUGAAUGGAUUAUUGGGUUCAACUAGCUCAGAUCAUUUUGAUAUUGGAAUUUGCAUAUUUGAUAAAUUAUGAACUUGAAGAAGCACACAUAGAGAUGCAUGCAGCUGGAGAAUUAUAUAUAUACACGUUAAUAUAUACAUCUCAGUUGGAUAAAUGUGUAUGAUUUCGCAUAAUCUAUAUAAUAAUGCGUGUAUAUUUUAUA
Lactuca sativa (garden lettuce) is the source of this 1258-nucleotide messenger RNA. RefSeq names its product NAC domain-containing protein 37. Lineage: Eukaryota; Viridiplantae; Streptophyta; Magnoliopsida; Asterales; Asteraceae. Gene Ontology annotation, biological process: regulation of DNA-templated transcription. The record is from RefSeq and is a predicted model, not a curated record. Gene Ontology annotation, molecular function: DNA binding.